This is a messenger RNA of Ipomoea triloba (trilobed morning glory), 1041 nucleotides long. Its product is annotated as glutathione S-transferase F10-like. The record is from RefSeq and is a predicted model, not a curated record. Gene Ontology annotation, molecular function: glutathione transferase activity; glutathione binding. NCBI's taxonomy places the organism in Eukaryota, Viridiplantae, Streptophyta, Magnoliopsida, Solanales, Convolvulaceae. Gene Ontology annotation, cellular component: cytoplasm. The transcript has 3 exons. Bases 128 to 802 code for a protein of 224 amino acids.
GCCCACUAGCUAAACGGAUAAGGUGUAGAAAUAUAACACUGGUAGAAAUGUUGAAAGGUGAUGCAUGUGAAAAACAAGGGCAGGUAGAAGAGUAGCACUGUAAGCAUUGAGCGGAAGCAUUUCUUCAAUGGCGACCCCUGUGAAAGUGUACGGUCCGCCUCUCUCCACCGCGGUCUCAAGGGUUCUAGCUUGUCUCCUUGAGAAAGAUGUCCAGUUUCAACUCGUCUCUGUCAACAUGGCCAAAGGUGAACACAAGAGCCCCGACUACUUAAAGAUCCAGCCGUUUGGCCAAGUACCAGCAUUUCAAGAUGAUCAAAUCACUCUCUUCGAAUCCAGAGCUAUAUCGCGAUACAUAUGUGAUAAAUAUGCAAACCAAGGAUGCAAGGGACUGUAUGGUACAAACCCAUUGGUGAAGGCAUCAAUAGAGCAGUGGAUAGAAGCAGAGUCGCAAACCUUCAAUCCACCAAGCUCGGCUCUUGUAUUUCAGUUGGCUUUUGCACCGCGAAUGAAUAUCAAGCAGGAUGAGAAGCUGAUCAAGCAGAACGAAGAGAAGCUUGCCAAAGUGCUUGAUGUGUAUGAGACGAGGCUCGGAGAGAGCCAGUACUUGGCGGGUGAUGAGUUCACGCUCGCUGAUCUCUCUCACCUACCUAACAUUCAGUAUUUGGUGAGUGUGACUGAUAAAGGUGACCUCUUCACUUCGAGGGAGAAUGUGGGACGGUGGUGGAGCGAGAUUUCAAGCCGAGAGUCGUGGAAGAAGGUGGUUGAAAUGCAGAGUCUACCACCUCCUCCACAGAGCUCCUGAGUUUUAUGAGGAAAAUAGGCUGCAUUGCCAUGUCUCAGUGUUUUUUUUUUUUUUUUUUUUGAGGUUGGAGACUUUAUCUAUUGACUACUUUGAUUGUUGAAUAAUAUUAGAAUGCUCAAAGAGACUGGUAGAUGCAUUGUCAUCCAUGCACAUAUUUUGCCAGGAUUUGAGAUAAGGAUUCACUUCUCACCUUGAAAAGCAUUGGUUUAACUUUGUACAACUCUCUUUCUUAUGUUUAA